CUCCACGUCCCGUCGUCCCUUCCUGUCGGGCUCCUAGGGCCAUGGCCCAUGGCUGGUCCUAGGUCAGGCAGGUGGACUGUCGAGGCGGACGGGACUGCUCUCGCUCUCUUCUCUUGGCUUACUUUCUUAAAGGACGCUUCUUCCCACAUGAAUUGUGAUUAACUUCCUUCUCUCUUUUCUAGAUCAUCCGGAAGACUCAAUCCAUUGUGCUUUUCUCCUAAUCACUGACCAUCCCUUGUCCUUGGUCACUUAUAAACUUUCCAAUCACUGCCCACCUUCGCACUUGAGACACAUACUCACAUCGGCUCUUUAUAAGCCCUCUCACAAGCCACAAACAUUUUCCUUCCACGCAACAAAGAAUAACACCACAAUCACCAUCUCCAACGAACUUGCUCAAGUUUCAAUAAACAAUUCUUCACUCGAGACCAUUGGCUACAAGCACAAUGGCUCCCGAUCUCAACUCACUUCCCUCUUCGCCUCUGGCGCAACCCGCCAAUGGCAAGUCUGCCAACGGCAACGGCAAUGGCGCACCGAGCGCGAAGCAGCCCAAUAUCCUCUUCAUCAUGGCCGACCAACUGGCCGCGCCCCAGCUCAAGAUGUACAACCCCGAGUCACAGAUCAAGACACCAAACCUGGAUGCUCUUGCCGCCGAGUCUGUUCAGUUUGACUCUGCCUACUGCCCCUCCCCGUUGUGCGCGCCAUCGCGCAUGAGUUUGAUCACCGGUCUUUUGCCCAUGAAGAUUGGUGCUUACGACAACGCCAGCCAGAUCUCCAGUGAGAUUCCCACCUACGCCCACUACCUGCGUCUGAAGGGCUACCAGACUGCGCUGGCAGGCAAGAUGCAUUUCAUCGGGGAUCAGCUUCACGGCUACGAGACUCGUUUGACUAGCGACAUUUACCCCGGCGACUUUGGCUGGGUCGUCAACUGGGAUGAGCCAGAUACCCGCCUUGAGUGGUACCACAACUCCAGCUCCAUCCUCCAAGCCGGCACUUGCGUGCGAAGCAACCAGCUGGAUUACGACGAGGAGGUCAUGUUCCGCUCCACUCAGUUCCUGUACGACCACGUCCGUGAGGGUCCCGAGAAGCGCCCUUUCGCUCUCACCGUGUCUUUGACUCACCCUCAUGACCCCUACACGAUUGAGGACAAGUACUGGGAUCUCUAUGAGGACGUCGAUAUUGCUCUGCCCAAGGUUCGCAUUCCCAAGGAAGAACAGGAUCCCCACAGCAAGCGUCUCAUGAAGGUCUGCGAUCUUUGGGACUACGAUUUCACCGACGACCAAAUCAAGCGGGCUCGCCGCGCAUACUACGGCGCUGUCAGCUACGUUGAUGACUGCGUCGGAAGGCUCUUGUCCGUUCUCAAGAAGUGCGGCCUGGACGACAAUACCAUCAUCGUCUUCAGCGGCGACCACGGCGACAUGCUCGGCGAGCGUGGACUGUGGUACAAGAUGAGCUACUUUGAGUCUUCCGUCAGAGUGCCGCUGUUUGUCCGCCACCCCAAGGACUUUGAGCCCCAUCGUGUGGACAAGAACGUUUCUACCCUCGACAUUCUUCCGACGCUGUGCGAUUUGGUCGGCACGAAGCCUGCUCCUGGUCUACCCAUGGAUGGUGUUUCAUUGCUGCCCCAUCUUCAGGGCAAGACUGGCCACGACAAGGUCUACGCAGAGUACACCGGCGAGGGCACUGUCAGUCCGCUCAUGAUGAUCCGAGAGGGCCCUUGGAAGUACAUCCAUUGCCCUGCAGACGGCACCCAGUUGUUCAAUCUCAAGCACGAUCCGCUCGAGCUGGUCAACCUGGCUUCAUCCAAGGCCAUUACCGGCAAGCUGCUGGACGAGGAAGCCAAGGCAAAGCUUGACGAGUACAACGCCGAGACGAAGGCCAAGUGGGACUUUGAUGCCAUCACCGAGCAAGUCUUGCAGUCUCAGCGCAAGCGUCGCCUUGUAUGGGGCGCUCUUACCCAGGGCCAGUUCACUAGCUGGGACUACGACCCCGUUGAUGACGGUAGAAUGAAGUACAUCCGCUCGCAGAUUCCUCUGGACGACCUCGAGCGUCGCGCUCGAUACCCGCCCGUGGACAAGUACGGUCGGGAGGUUGACCGCGCCACAACUGGCCACAGAGUUCUUCACGACCAAGCUGGAUCUCACGGCCAGUAAAUCUUUGCAUAUUCAUGAUGAUAACGACACCAAAAUGCAUGUCACAGGGGCGUUGGGGCAUAUCAUUUGAUUUACAGCACGC
Molecule: messenger RNA, 2232 nt
Organism: Colletotrichum scovillei
Lineage: Eukaryota; Fungi; Ascomycota; Sordariomycetes; Glomerellales; Glomerellaceae
Product: choline-sulfatase
Exons: 2
Coding region: 444-2150 (568 amino acids)
Molecular function (GO): sulfuric ester hydrolase activity
Source: RefSeq, a predicted model, not a curated record